Molecule: messenger RNA, 3844 nt
Organism: Closterium sp. Naga37s-1
Lineage: Eukaryota; Viridiplantae; Streptophyta; Zygnematophyceae; Desmidiales; Closteriaceae
Source: the annotation of a GenBank genome assembly
CAUGGUGCUGGGAGUGGUGGUGGGCAGCGGCAUAUUCGCCACGCCAGGCGUCGUGCUGCUGGACGCGAGCGGGUCGCCGCUGCUGGCGCUGCUGCUGUGGCUGCUGGCGGGGGUGGUGGGGUACGCCUGCUGCGAGGUGUAUGCAGAGCUCGGGAGUUUCAUCCCUCAUGCAGGCGGUGAUGGGGAGUACUUGCAGGUGGCGUUUGGAGAGCUCGCGUCGUUUGUCUUCAUGUGGAUGUUCUUCUUUGUCUCUACCUGCGGGGCCCUCUCCAUUCUUGUUGUCACGUUCGCCCGAUACGCUGUCGCUCUGCUACCAGGGGCAGCAGCAGGGGGCGAGGAGGAGAUGGAAGUGAUGGUGAUGGUGGUGGGAGGGGGGUGCGUGCUGCUGCUUACUCUUGUCAACUGCUGUGGAGUUGAAGCAGGCACGUGGCUGCAGAACCUCCUAUCGCUCUCCAAGGCGCUCCUCAUCGCCAUCAUCCUCGCCGCCGCCCCGGCCUUCAUGCUGCUGCACGGCCCUGCCACUGCCACCGCCAACCUCCUUCAGCCGCUGCCACCGCUUGACUCGCUUGACCUCAGCAGGCUGGGUGCUGGGCUGGUUGCGGCUAUAUGGGCGUUUGACGGAUGGAACUGCCUGGGCUUUCUAUCAGAAGAGCUCAAGGACCCAAAGAGGGACCUGCCUCGCUCGCUCUCCAUCGGCAUGCUCAUUGCGGUCGUCAUCUGUCUGUCUGCCAACGUGGCAUAUCUCUGCAUCCUUCCCGCUCAAGCCAUAGGCAUAUCUCAGGUGGUCGCAGUGGAUUCAGUGGCAUUGGUGUUCGGCCCGGCAGCAGGCAGGGUGGUGGCACUGCUGGUGGCUUUCAACGUGCUGGGCUCGGCUAAUGGGACCUUACUCUGCAAUGCACGAUACUUUUACGCCAUGGCAAGGGAGGGUCGCCUCCCUCGCUUCUUUUUGGCUGUCACCAAAUCUGGCGCUCCCUAUGCCGCUCUCUGCCUUAUAGUGAGGUGGCUGGACCAUGGUUCUGCUCUUCUUUGCAGCCAAUCAGCUGGAGAAGCAUUGCCGCGUGGCCUUUCCGCGGAGCAGAAGCAGCGGCACUACGAGGCGAUAACCUGUUCUGUAGAGCCGUCACAGCAGACGACUUUUGAGGCGCCUCAAAUAUGGGCUUUCCACGGAGCAGAAGCUACAGCACUACGAGGCGAUAACCUGUUCUGUAGAGCCGCCGGAGCAGCUGCAACCCGCACUCACCAAGACCUGCGCGUGUUUCCUCCUUCCCACUGUGCCUCCCAUCCGCAGCUUCUAGACUAUUUCGGCAUUGCAACGUGGAUAUUCUAUGGGGCGGUGGCAGCAGCUCUCUUCAAGCUCCACAACCCCACACAUCUCCCUCCUAUGCCCACCUCAUUCCUUUCCCCUCAGCUUCUAGACUAUUUCGGCAUCGCAACGUGGAUAUUCUAUGGGGCGGUGGCAGCAGCUCUCUUCAAGCUCCACAACCCCACACAUCUCCCUCCUAUGCCCACCUCAUUCCUUUCCCCUCAGCUUCUAGACUAUUUCGGCAUCGCAACGUGGAUAUUCUAUGGGGCGGUGGCAGCAGCUCUCUUCAAGCUCCACAACCCCACACAUCUCCCUCCUAUGCCCACCUCAUUCCUUUCCCCUCAGCUUCUAGACUAUUUCGGCAUCGCAACGUGGAUAUUCUAUGGGGCGGUGGCAGCAGCUCUCUUCAAGCUCCACAACCCCACACAUCUCCCUCCUAUGCCCACCUCAUUCCUUUCCCCUCAGCUUCUAGACUAUUUCGGCAUCGCAACGUGGAUAUUCUAUGGGGCGGUGGCAGCAGCUCUCUUCAAGCUCCACAACCCCACACAUCUCCCUCCUAUGCCCACCUCAUUCCUUUCCCCGCAGCUUCUAGACUAUUUCGGCAUCGCAACGUGGAUAUUCUAUGGGGCGGUGGCAGCAGCUCUCUUCAAGCUCCACAACCCCACACAUCUCCCUCCUAUGCCCACCUCAUUCCUUUCCCCUCAGCUUCUAGACUAUUUCGGCAUCGCAACGUGGAUAUUCUAUGGGGCGGUGGCAGCAGCUCUCUUCAAGCUCCACAACCCCACACAUCUCCCUCCUAUGCCCACCUCAUUCCUUUCUCCUCAGCUUCUAGACUAUUUCGGCAUCGCAACGUGGAUAUUCUAUGGGGCGGUGGCAGCAGCUCUCUUCAAGCUCCACAACCCCACACAUCUCCCUCCUAUGCCCACCUCAUUCCUUUCCCCUCAGCUUCUAGACUAUUUCGGCAUUGCAACGUGGAUAUUCUAUGGGGCGGUGGCAGCAGCUCUCUUCAAGCUCCACAACCCCACACAUCUCCCUCCUAUGCCCACCUCAUUCCUUUCCCCUCAGCUUCUAGACUAUUUCGGCAUCGCAACGUGGAUAUUCUAUGGGGCGGUGGCAGCAGCUCUCUUCAAGCUCCACAACCCCACACAUCUCCCUCCUAUGCCCACCUCAUUCCUUUCCCCUCAGCUUCUAGACUAUUUCGGCAUUGCAACGUGGAUAUUCUAUGGGGCGGUGGCAGCAGCUCUCUUCAAGCUCCACAACCCCACACAUCUCCCUCCUAUGCCCACCUCAUUCCUUUCCCCUCAGCUUCUAGACUAUUUCGGCAUCGCAACGUGGAUAUUCUAUGGGGCGGUGGCAGCAGCUCUCUUCAAGCUCCACAACCCCACACAUCUCCCUCCUAUGCCCACCUCAUUCCUUUCCCCUCAGCUUCUAGACUAUUUCGGCAUUGCAACGUGGAUAUUCUAUGGGGCGGUGGCAGCAGCUCUCUUCAAGCUCCACAACCCCACACAUCUCCCUCCUAUGCCCACCUCAUUCCUUUCCCCUCAGCUUCUAGACUAUUUCGGCAUCGCAACGUGGAUAUUCUAUGGGGCGGUGGCAGCAGCUCUCUUCAAGCUCCACAACCCCACACAUCUCCCUCCUAUGCCCACCUCAUUCCUUUCCCCUCAGCUUCUAGACUAUUUCGGCAUCGCAACGUGGAUAUUCUAUGGGGCGGUGGCAGCAGCUCUCUUCAAGCUCCACAACCCCACACAUCUCCCUCCUAUGCCCACCUCAUUCCUUUCCCCUCAGCUUCUAGACUAUUUCGGCAUUGCAACGUGGAUAUUCUAUGGGGCGGUGGCAGCAGCUCUCUUCAAGCUCCACAACCCCACACAUCUCCCUCCUAUGCCCACCUCAUUCCUUUCCCCUCAGCUUCUAGACUAUUUCGGCAUCGCAACGUGGAUAUUCUAUGGGGCGGUGGCAGCAGCUCUCUUCAAGCUCCACAACCCCACACAUCUCCCUCCUAUGCCCACCUCAUUCCUUUCCCCUCAGCUUCUAGACUAUUUCGGCAUCGCAACGUGGAUAUUCUAUGGGGCGGUGGCAGCAGCUCUCUUCAAGCUCCACAACCCCACACAUCUCCCUCCUAUGCCCACCUCAUUCCUUUCCCCUCAGCUUCUAGACUAUUUCGGCAUCGCAACGUGGAUAUUCUAUGGGGCGGUGGCAGCAGCUCUCUUCAAGCUCCACAACCCCACACAUCUCCCUCCUAUGCCCACCUCAUUCCUUUCCCCGCAGCUUCUAGACUAUUUCGGCAUCGCAACGUGGAUAUUCUAUGGGGCGGUGGCAGCAGCUCUCUUCAAGCUCCACAACCCCACACAUCUCCCUCCUAUGCCCACCUCAUUCCUUUCCCCUCAGCUUCUAGACUAUUUCGGCAUCGCAACGUGGAUAUUCUAUGGGGCGGUGGCAGCAGCACUCUUCAAGCUCCGAUGGGCCUUCCCCAACGGCCCAAGGCCGUAUGAGGCUCGUUUCUACCCGCUCCCUCCCGUGAUUGCGCUCGUCGCUGCCGUGUGA